This is a messenger RNA of Tupaia belangeri chinensis (Chinese tree shrew), 2734 nucleotides long. It is a transcript of the gene PFKP, whose product is annotated as phosphofructokinase, platelet. Gene Ontology annotation, biological process: fructose 1,6-bisphosphate metabolic process; fructose 6-phosphate metabolic process; canonical glycolysis. Gene Ontology annotation, molecular function: fructose-6-phosphate binding; 6-phosphofructokinase activity; ATP binding. The record is from RefSeq and is a predicted model, not a curated record. NCBI's taxonomy places the organism in Eukaryota, Metazoa, Chordata, Mammalia, Scandentia, Tupaiidae. Gene Ontology annotation, cellular component: membrane; cytoplasm; 6-phosphofructokinase complex.
CUGUGGUUCCGAGCCGGGCGCGCGCGGGCCGGGUCCUCACUGUCUGCUGCGCACCGAGCGAGCCGGUGUCCCUCGGACUCUCAGACAUGGACGACAAAGCCUCCUCGGCUCCCCUCCGGAAGUUACUGGAGAACCUCUCCGGGGCUGGCAAAGCCAUCGGCGUGCUGACCAGCGGAGGAGAUGCCCAAGGUAUGAAUGCAGCUGUCCGCGCUGUGGUGCGCAUGGGGAUAUACGUGGGGGCCAAGGUGUACUUUAUAUACGAGGGUUACCAAGGCAUGGUAGAUGGAGGGACUAAUAUUGUGGAAGCCGACUGGGAGAGUGUAUCGAGCAUCCUGCAAGUGGGCGGAACCAUUAUUGGCAGUGCCCGUUGCAAAGCCUUUCGUACUCGGGAAGGUCGCUUAAAGGCUGCUUGCAACCUGGUGCAGCUGGGCAUUACGAACUUGUGCGUGAUUGGUGGGGAUGGAAGUCUCACAGGGGCCAACAUCUUCCGCUCAGAGUGGAACGGACUGCUGGAGGAGCUGGCGCAGAAUGGUAAGAUCGACAAAGAGGCUGUGCAUAAGUACGCUUACCUCAAUGUGGUUGGCAUGGUGGGCUCCAUCGACAAUGACUUCUGUGGCACGGACAUGACUAUCGGCACGGACUCCGCCUUGCACAGAAUCAUUGAAGUCGUUGACGCCAUCAUGACCACUGCCCAGAGCCACCAGAGGACCUUCGUUCUCGAGGUGAUGGGGAGACACUGUGGGUAUCUAGCCCUGGUGAGUGCCUUAGCCUGUGGUGCCGACUGGGUGUUCCUUCCAGAAUCUCCACCAGAAGAAGGUUGGGAGGACAGUAUGUGCGUCAAACUCUCAGAGAACCGUGCCCGAAAAAAAAGGCUGAAUAUUAUCAUUGUGGCUGAGGGAGCAAUCGAUACCCAAAACAAACCUAUUACCUCUGAGAAAAUCAAGGAGCUUGUAGUCACCCAGCUGGGCUAUGACACUCGGGUGACCAUUCUCGGACAUGUGCAGAGAGGAGGGACUCCCUCAGCGUUUGACAGGAUUUUGGCCAGUCGCAUGGGAGUGGAAGCAGUCAUCGCGCUGCUGGAAGCCACCCCUGAGACCCCCGCUUGCGUCGUGUCGCUGAGUGGAAACCAUGCCGUGCGCCUGCCCCUGAUGGAGUGUGUGCAGAUGACCCAGGAUGUACAAAAGGCGAUGGAUGAACGAAGAUUUAAAGAUGCUGUCCAACUCCGAGGGAGGAGCUUUGAGGGCAACCUGAACACCUAUAAGCGGCUUGCCAUCAAGUUGCCUGAUGACCAGAUCCCAAAGAGCAAUUGCAAUGUGGCUGUCAUCAAUGUGGGAGCACCUGCAGCUGGGAUGAAUGCUGCCGUGCGCUCGGCUGUGCGAGUGGGCAUCGCCGAUGGUCACAAAAUGCUCGCAAUCUAUGAUGGCUUUGAUGGCUUUGCCAAAGGACAGAUCAAAGAAAUCGGCUGGGGAGAUGUUGGAGGUUGGACCGGCCAAGGAGGGUCUAUUCUUGGGACAAAACGUACUCUGCCUGGAAAGAACUUGGAGGAGAUCGCUGCACAGAUGCGGGCCCAUAAUAUCAAUGCCCUGUUGAUUAUUGGUGGGUUUGAGGCCUACCUGGGACUCCUUGAGCUGUCAGCUGCCCGGGAGAGACACGAGGAGUUCUGUGUCCCUAUGGUUAUGGUUCCUGCCACUGUCUCCAACAAUGUACCUGGUUCCGAUUUCAGCAUCGGGGCAGACACAGCUCUGAACACCAUCACGGAUACGUGUGACCGCAUCAAGCAGUCGGCCAGUGGGCAUUGAGACCAUGGGAGGUUACUGCGGCUACCUGGCCAACAUGGGGGGGCUUGCAGCCGGAGCUGAUGCCGCCUACAUUUUUGAAGAGCCAUUUGAUAUCAGAGAUCUGCAGUCUAAUGUGGAGCACCUGACAGAGAAAAUGAAGACCUCCAUUCAAAGAGGCCUUGUGCUCAGAAAUGAGAGCUGCAGUGAGAACUACACCACCGACUUCAUCUACCAGCUCUAUUCAGAAGAAGGCAAAGGCGUGUUUGACUGUAGGAAGAACGUGCUGGGCCACAUGCAGCAGGGUGGGGCACCAUCUCCGUUUGACAGAAACUUUGGAACCAAAAUCUCUGCCAGAGCUAUGGAGUGGAUCACCACAAAACUGAGAGAAGCCCAGGGCAAAGGAAGAAAAUUUGUUAAUGAUGACUCCAUUUGUGUGCUGGGAAUAAGCAAAAGAACCCUCCUUUUCCAACCUGUAGCAGAGCUGAAGAAGGAAACGGAUUUUGAGCACAGAAUUCCCAAAGAACAGUGGUGGCUGAAACUGCGGCCCCUCAUGAAGAUCCUGGCCAAGUACAAGGCUAGCUACGACGUGUCUGACUCGGGCCAGCUGGAGCAUGUGCAUCCCAGCAGCGACCACGGAGAGCCUGCGGCCAUCUGAGCUCCUCGUGCCUGCCGGCCACAGCAGACCACACGCGGGCCCAGGGAGGCCUGGAACUUACUGUGGACCGUCCUGUUCAUAACAUUUAAGUUAUUUAUCAGCACUUUACGCAAGUAUUGUUGACCAAGUAUUGCUGACGUUAAUACCUAAUCAGUGAGCACUGUCACUGAUGUCAUUCCUAUCCCCCAUCAGACCCUACAGACCUGUCUCAUCUCGGUGAGAGAUGCCCACUGUGCCUUGUAUUCAUCUCGUGCUUUGACAUGUGCGUAUCUAGGAGAAUUAAACAUUGUUUAAGUCGCCA